Eublepharis macularius is the source of this 927-nucleotide messenger RNA. Its product is annotated as olfactory receptor 10G6-like. Gene Ontology annotation, biological process: G protein-coupled receptor signaling pathway. Gene Ontology annotation, molecular function: G protein-coupled receptor activity; olfactory receptor activity. The transcript has a single exon. NCBI's taxonomy places the organism in Eukaryota, Metazoa, Chordata, Lepidosauria, Squamata, Eublepharidae. The record is from RefSeq and is a predicted model, not a curated record. Bases 1 to 927 code for a protein of 308 amino acids. Gene Ontology annotation, cellular component: membrane.
AUGGAGUGUCCAAACCAAACAGCACCGGCUGAAUUUAUCCUCGCUGGGUUGCAAUACCCAAAAGAACUGAAGGUUCCAUUGUUGCUCUUCUUCUUGAUUAUGUACAUUUUGACUCUCUCUGGAAACUCCCUGAUUCUCUGGGUGGUGGUGUCUAACUCCCAGUUGCACAAGCCUAUGUACUGGUUCCUCGGUCAUUUGUCCAUCCUGGAUAUGGCUUUCUCCUCUGUUGUGGUUCCCAGAGUCAUUGCAGGAUUUAUUCCUGGAGGAAAAAUAAUUUCUUUGGGUGAAUGUGUGGCCCAGAUAUUCCUGUUCCACUUCACCGGAGGUGCAGAAUGCUUCCUUUACACCCUGAUGGCUUAUGACCGCUUCAUUGCUAUAUGCAAGCCCCUCCACUACAGCAAUAUCAUGAAUUGGAGAACCUGCCUCAUCCUCUCUUUAGGUACAAUGAUGGGAGGCUGCCUGAACUCAAUGUUAGAGACAAUCCUCACCUUUCGACUGCCCUAUGGAAGGAGAAACCAUAUUGACUAUGUCUUUUGUGACAUCCCUGCUCUUCUGAAACUGGCUUGUGCAGACACAACUCUCAAUGAGAUUAUGAGCUUGGUGGAUGUUGACCUAGUGGCCAUGACCUGCUUCAUCCUUAUCCUGACCUCCUAUGUGUAUAUUAUCUCGGCCAUUUUGAGGAUCAGCAGCAGUGAGGGGCGUUGCCGGGCCUUCUCCACUUGCACGGCCCACAUUACUGUGGUGAUUAUAUAUUAUGUGCCAGUUGUUUUUCAUUACCUGAGGCCUACAUCUCAGGACUCAAUAGACGGCAUGGUGAGUAUGUUUUAUACCACCAUAACUCCGUUUCUGAAUCCUGUCAUAUACACACUCAGGAAUAAAGAGAUGAAGACCGCUCUUUCGAAACUGUGGGCUGGGAGUCCCGAGUAA